AUGGCGGCUCUCCCUAUUAAGUUUCACGAGCAUCUUCAGCUUCCGAAUGCUGGAAUUCGGGUUCCCAACAUUACUUUCUCCAAUGUCACAAUGGAAUCGGACAAGAACAUCGUUGUUCGAGAAAUGAUUGGUGAUCAGCAACAAGUUGUGAUUAUCGAUAUGGCAGAUACAGCAAAUCCUACCCGGCGUCCAAUAUCAGCUGAUUCUGUCAUUAUGCAUCCAACAGCCAAAAUUCUUGCACUGAAAUCUGGCAAGACGCUACAAAUUUUCAACAUUGAAUUGAAAGCAAAAGUUAAAGCGCACCAAAAUGUUGAAGAAGUAGUCUAUUGGAAAUGGAUAAGUGAAAAGAUGAUCGCUCUUGUGUCUGAUACGGCGGUCUACCAUUGGUCGAUCGAAGGAGACGCAGCUCCAGUUAAGAUGUUCGAUAGACAUCAAUCUUUGGCAGGCACUCAGAUCAUAAAUUAUCGUGCUGAUGCCGAGAAUAAGUGGCUUGUCCUCAUCGGAAUCUCCGCAAAAGACUCUCGUGUAGUGGGAAGCAUGCAAUUGUAUAGUACAGAAAGAAAGGUGUCACAGCCGAUCGAAGGACAUGCUGCUAGUUUUGUUCGAUUCAAGGUUGAUGGGAACCCGCAUCCAUCUAAUUUAUUCUGCUUCUCUGUGAAGACUGAUAACGGAGGAAAGCUCCAUAUCAUUGAGGUCGGUACUCCAGCCACCGGAAACACUCCUUUCCAGAAGAAGAAUGUUGAUGUUCCUUACACCGCUGACACUGCUAGCGAUUUCCCAGUAUCAAUGCAGGUGUCUACGAAGCAAGGGGUCAUCUAUUUGGUGACUAAACAAGGAUAUGUUCAUCUGUAUGAUGUUGAAUCCGGAACUCGAAUUUAUUCGAACCGUAUUUCCACCGAUACAGUCUUCGUUACUUGUGAGUACACCGCUACAGGAGGAAUUAUGGGAAUCAACAGAAAAGGACAGGUUUUAUCCGUUUCGAUCGAUGAGGCUAACCUUGUUCCAUUUGUCACGAACCAACUGCAGAAUCCUGAUUUGGCCUUGAAGCUAGCCGUUCGUUGUGAUCUGCCAGGCGCCGAGGAGUUGUUCGUUCGUAAAUUCAAUUUGCUCUUCAGCAAUGGACAAUUUGGAGAGGCAGCUAAGGUUGCUGCUUCCGCUCCUCAAGGCAUUCUCAGAACUCCAGCUACCAUCCAAAAGUUCCAACAGUGCCCAUCCACCGGAGCAGGACCGUCUCCACUGCUACAAUAUUUCGGAAUUCUGUUGGACCAAGGAAAGUUGAACAAAUAUGAAACUUUGGAGUUGUGUCGCCCAGUUUUGGCUCAAGGAAGAAAGGAGUUAGUGAACAAGUGGUUGAAUGACCAAAAGCUAGAGUGUUGCGAAGAGUUGGGAGAUCUGAUCAAGCCACACGAUGUCAAUACUGCUCUGUCUGUCUACUUGCGUGGAAACGUUCCUCACAAAGUUGUUCAAUCUUUCGCCGAAACGGGACAGUUUGACAAAAUCGUCAUGUAUGCGAAGCGUGUCGGAUUCCAGCCAGACUACCUGUUCCAACUUCGUCAGAUUCUUCGUAAUUCGAACCCGGAUAAUGGAGCAAAGUUCGCCCAAUUGCUUGUUUCUGAAAGCGAGAAUGGGGAACCUCUUGCUGAUCUCUCCCAGAUUAUCGAUUGCUUCAUGGAGGUUCAAGCCGUUCAACCAUGUACUUCCUUCUUGCUCGAAGUUUUGAAGGGCGACAAGCCAGAAGAAGGUCAUCUUCAGACAAGACUUCUUGAGAUGAAUCUGCUCGCUGCCCCUGCUGUUGCUGAUGCCAUUCUUGCUAACAAGAUGUUCUCCCACUACGAUCGUGCCGCUAUCGGUCAGCUCUGCGAAAAAGCUGGUCUUCUGCAGAGAGCUCUCGAGCAUUUCACCGAUUUGUAUGAUAUCAAAAGAACCGUUGUCCAUACUCAUUUGCUCAAGCCUGAUUGGCUUGUCGGGUACUUCGGGAGUCUGUCUGUUGAAGAUUCAUUGGAAUGCCUGAAAGCAAUGCUCACUCAGAACAUCCGUCAGAAUCUUCAAGUUGUCGUUCAAAUCGCUUCCAAAUACCAUGAGCAGCUUGGAGCGGAUAAGCUGAUUGAAAUGUUUGAGACCCACAAAUCAUACGAAGGACUUUUCUACUUCCUUGGUUCCAUUGUGAACUUCAGUCAAGACCCAGAAGUUCAUUUCAAGUACAUUCAAGCUGCCACUCGUACUGGACAAAUCAAAGAAGUUGAACGUAUUUGUCGAGAAUCCCAAUGCUACGAUGCCGAGCGUGUCAAGAACUUCUUGAAAGAAGCCAAGCUUAACGAUCAGCUUCCAUUGAUCAUUGUCUGCGAUCGUCACAAUAUGGUUCACGAUUUGGUUCUCUACUUGUACAGAAACCAACUCCAGAAGUACAUCGAAGUUUUCGUUCAAAAGGUCAAUGCUGCCCGCUUACCAAUUGUGGUUGGAGCUCUUCUCGACGUUGAUUGUAGCGAGGACGCAAUAAAACAACUGAUCAUCAACACUCGUGGAAAGUUUGAUAUUGAUGAGCUUGUUGAAGAAGUGGAGAAACGUAACCGGCUCAAACUUUUGAACCAUUGGCUUGAAUCGAGAAUUCAAGAAGGUGCUACUGAUGCUGCUACUCACAAUGCCAUGGCCAAAAUUUACAUAGACUCCAAUAAUAACCCAGAACGUUUCUUGAAGGAGAACCCAUAUUAUGAUAGCAAAGUUGUUGGAAAAUACUGUGAAAAGCGUGAUCCUCAUUAUGCUUUCCUCUCUUACGAACGAGGCCAAUGUGAUGCCGAGCUCAUUAAUGUCUGCAACGAGAAUUCAUUGUUCAAAAAUUUGGCAAGAUAUUUGGUGAAGAGAAGAGAUUUCACUCUUUGGGAACAAGUUCUCAAUGAGGAGAAUGUGUAUAGAAGACAGCUUAUUGACCAAGUUGUUCAAACAGCUCUGUCUGAAACCCAAGAUCCGGAGGAUAUUUCGGUGACUGUCAAGGCUUUCAUGGCUGCCGACUUACCAAAUGAGCUCAUCGAGCUUUUGGAGAAAAUUGUUCUCGAUAACUCCGCAUUCUCUGAGCACCGCAAUCUUCAGAACCUUCUCAUUUUGACUGCAAUGAGAGCUGAUAGAACUCGUGUCAUGGAAUACAUUCAAAAGCUCGACAACUAUGAUGCACCAGACAUUGCGAAUAUUGCCAUCACUUCUGAACUUUACGAAGAAGCUUUUGCAAUCUUUAAAAAGUUCGAUGUCAACUCCAGUGCCAUCAAUGUUCUCAUUGAGAAUGUGAACAAUUUGGAUCGCGCCUACGAAUUCGCCGAGAAAUGCAAUCAAUCUGAUGUUUGGGCAUCUCUGGCAAAAGCUCAACUCAAGCAAGACCUCGUGAAGGAAGCUGUCGACUCAUUCAUCAAGGCUGACGAUCCAGGAGCUUAUAUGGAGGUGGUCAACAAGUGCUCUCAAACGGAGCACUGGGAAGAUCUCGUUCGCUAUCUCCAAAUGGCCCGGAAGAAGAGUCGUGAGUCGUACAUCGAGACUGAGCUCGUUUAUGCUCUUGCCAAGACUGGUCGUCUCACCGAACUGGAAGAGUUCAUCGCUGGACCAAACCAUGCACAAAUCGGACAAAUUGGUGAUCGUUGUUUCGAUAAUGGAAUGUUCGAUGCUGCUAAGAUUCUUUUCAAUAACGUCUCGAACUUCGCCAAGCUUUCCGUCACUCUCGUACGUUUGGGAGAGUAUCAAGGAGCUGUCGACGCUGCUCGUAAAGCCAACAGCACGAAGACAUGGAAACAAGUUUGUUUCUCGUGUGUAGAAAAUGGAGAGUUCCGUCUCGCUCAAAUGUGUGGUCUUCACAUCGUUGUUCAUGCCGAUGAGCUUGAAGAGCUUAUCAACUUCUACCAAGAUCGUGGUCAUUUCGAGGAACUCAUCGCUCUUCUCGAAGCUGCUCUGGGUCUGGAACGUGCACACAUGGGAAUGUUCACCGAACUUGCUAUUCUUUACUCAAAGUACAAGCCAGAAAAAAUGCGAGAGCAUUUGGAGUUGUUCUGGAGUCGUGUCAAUAUUCCAAAAGUUCUCCGUGCUGCCGAGCAAGCUCACCUCUGGUCCGAAUUGGUGUUUUUGUAUGAUAAGUAUGAAGAAUAUGACAAUGCUGCUCUAACAAUGAUGCAACACCCAACGGAAUCAUGGAGGGAGCAACAUUUCAAAGAAGUUAUCGCCAAGGUGGCCAAUGUAGAGUUGUACUACAAAGCUAUGCAAUUCUACUUGGAUUUCAAACCUCUUCUCCUCAACGAUCUCCUUGCUGUUCUCUCUCCAAGAUUAGACCAUUCUCGCACAGUUCUCUUCUUCAACAAACUGAAGCAGAUUCCUUUGGUAAAGCCAUAUUUGAGACAAGUGCAAAAUUUGAACAACAAGGCUAUCAACGAGGCAUUGAACCAAUUGCUUAUCGACGAAGAAGACCACGCUGGACUUCGUUCUUCUAUUGAAGCCCAGGACAACUUUGAUAACAUCUCGUUGGCUCAACAACUCGAGAAGCAUCCACUUGUAGAAUUCAGAAGAAUCUCUGCCUAUUUGUUCAAGGGAAAUAACAGAUGGAAGCAGAGUAUCGAGCUAUGCAAGAAGGAUAAAUUGUACAAAGACGCUAUGGAAUAUGCUGCCGAGUCUAGAAACGGAGAACUCGCCGAAGAACUUCUUUCUUUCUUCCUUGACGAGAAACUUUAUGACUGUUUCGCUGCUUCACUUUACCAUUGCUACGAUCUUCUUCACCCUGAUGUCAUUAUGGAGCUUGCCUGGAAACAUAAGAUCAUGGAUUACGCCAUGCCAUAUAUGAUCCAAGUGAUGAGAGAUUAUCAAACAAGGCUAGAGAAAUUGGAACGUUCUGAACAUGAGCGAAAAGAGGAAAAAGCCGAACAACAGCAAAACAAUGGAAUGACGAUGGAGCCUCAACUGAUGCUUACCUACGGCGCCCCUGCUCCUCCAAUGGGGUACCCUGGAGCGCCUGCUGGAUAUGGAGGUCAACCUGGUUACCCACAACCUGGUCAACCAGGAUUCAAUGCCCCUGGUUUUAUGUAA
Molecule: messenger RNA, 5049 nt
Organism: Caenorhabditis remanei
Lineage: Eukaryota; Metazoa; Nematoda; Chromadorea; Rhabditida; Rhabditidae
Exons: 10
Coding region: 1-5049 (1682 amino acids)
Biological process (GO): intracellular protein transport; receptor-mediated endocytosis
Cellular component (GO): clathrin coat of trans-Golgi network vesicle; clathrin complex; clathrin coat of coated pit
Molecular function (GO): clathrin light chain binding; structural molecule activity
Source: RefSeq, a predicted model, not a curated record